This is a messenger RNA of Eruca vesicaria subsp. sativa (arugula), 582 nucleotides long. The record is from the annotation of a GenBank genome assembly. Lineage: Eukaryota; Viridiplantae; Streptophyta; Magnoliopsida; Brassicales; Brassicaceae.
CACACACAACACAUACAUACAUUAGAAAAUAACAGUAAAAGAGUACAUCAUGGCUAAGUUUGCUUCCAUCAUCACCCUUCUCUUUGCUGCUCUUGUCCUUUUUGCUGCUUUUGAAGGACCAACAAUGGUGGAAGCGCAGAAGUUGUGCGAGAGGCCAAGUGGGACAUGGUCAGGAGUUUGUGGAAACAGCAACUCCUGCAAGAAUCAGUGCAUUAACCUUGAGGGAGCACGCCAUGGAUCUUGCAACUAUGUCUUCCCUGCUCACAAGUGUAUCUGCUAUUUCCCAUGUUAAUCUACCAAUAUAGUUGGUGGUGCUUUGUAUUCUUAUUUACUGUUUCUUGCGUGCUUAACUAUUUGCAUUAAAUAAGUCUGUGUCACUCAUUCUAUGAGUGACCUCGUGACAUGUAGCAAAUAUGUUUAUGUUGGUUUGUUUUUAAUAAUAUUAUAAAACUGUUGGUAUGUUGAAAAUCAAACAUUUGUCUUGGGCAUCAAAUAUGUACAUCUACGGUUUGGAGUUUAGUCUCUUAUCAAAUAUGUAGCUAUGUACUCCUACUCUACUGCGAGUCACUGGUAGGAAGCAAG